Messenger RNA from Onychomys torridus (southern grasshopper mouse), 2217 nucleotides. RefSeq names its product solute carrier family 36 member 4 (gene Slc36a4). Lineage: Eukaryota; Metazoa; Chordata; Mammalia; Rodentia; Cricetidae. The record is from RefSeq and is a predicted model, not a curated record. The transcript is spliced from 11 exons. Bases 97 to 1602 code for a protein of 501 amino acids. Gene Ontology annotation, biological process: amino acid transmembrane transport; L-alanine transport. Gene Ontology annotation, molecular function: L-proline transmembrane transporter activity; L-alanine transmembrane transporter activity. Gene Ontology annotation, cellular component: vacuolar membrane.
GAGGCUGGCCCGGGCCCCGCCCCUCGGGGCGGCUCUGCGCAUGCUCGGCAGUGCAGGCGGCAGAGCGGGCGGCGGGGACCUGGAGACCCCCGAGGGAUGGAAGCGCCGGCGCCGGCAGAGGCGGCGGGAUGCGAGGAGCUCGAUAUGGACGUGAUGAGGCCCUUAAUAAACGAGCAGAAUUUCGAUGGGACGUCGGACGAAGAGCAGGAACAGACACUCCUGCCUGUGCAGAAGCACUACCAGCUGGAUGGGCAGCAUGGAAUUUCAUUCAUGCAGACUCUGAUGCACCUGCUUAAGGGGAACAUCGGGACUGGCCUUUUGGGGCUCCCCUUGGCGAUCAAGAAUGCCGGCAUUGUGCUUGGACCAAUCAGCCUUGUGUUUAUAGGAAUUAUUUCCGUCCACUGUAUGCACAUAUUGGUACGUUGCAGUCACUUUCUAUGUCAGAGGUUUAAGAAGUCAACGUUGGGGUACAGUGACACUGUGAGUUUUGCCAUGGAGGCCAGCCCGUGGAGUUUCCUUCAGAGGCAGGCUGCGUGGGGGCGGAGCGUGGUCGACUUCUUUCUGGUGAUAACACAACUGGGAUUCUGCAGCGUCUAUAUCGUCUUCUUAGCUGAAAAUGUGAAACAGGUUCAUGAAGGACUCCUGGAGAGCACAGCGUUGGUUUCCAACAGCACAGAUCCAUCUCAGGCAUGUGAGAGAAGAAGUGUAGACCUCAGGGUCUAUAUGCUCUGCUUUCUCCCGUUUAUAAUUCUUUUGGUCUUCAUUCGUGAGCUGAAGAAUCUCUUCAUACUUUCGUUCCUUGCCAACAUUUCCAUGGCUGCCAGUCUUGUGAUAAUUUACCAGUAUGUUGUUAGAAACAUGCCAGAUCCCCACAACCUUCCAAUUGUGGCCGGUUGGAAGAAAUACCCACUGUUUUUUGGUACUGCUGUGUUUGCUUUUGAAGGCAUAGGAGUGGUGCUUCCACUGGAAAACCAGAUGAAGGAGUCUAAACGCUUCCCUCAGGCGCUGAACAUCGGCAUGGCGGUUGUCACAGUGCUUUACGUCAGCCUGGCCACUUUAGGUUACAUGUGCUUCCGUGAUGAGAUCAAAGGCAGCAUUACACUGAAUCUUCCCCAGGACACGUGGUUGUAUCAGUCAGUGAAAAUUCUGUAUUCCUUUGGCAUUUUCGUGACCUAUUCAAUUCAGUUCUAUGUUCCAGCAGAGAUCAUUAUCCCUGGAGUCACUGCCAGACUUCAUGGCAAAUGGAAGCGCAUCUGUGAAUUUGGGAUACGGUCCUUCUUGGUUAGUAUCACUUGUGCUGGGGCGGUUCUCAUUCCUCGCCUAGACAUCGUGAUCUCCUUCGUUGGGGCUGUAAGCAGCAGCACCCUUGCCCUGAUCUUGCCCCCCAUCGUGGAAAUCCUUACAUUUUCUAAGGAACACUACAACAUAUGGAUGAUCCUGAAAAACAUUUCCAUAGCAUUCACUGGAGUCGUCGGCUUCUUGUUGGGCACAUACGUCACUGUUGAAGAAAUUAUUUAUCCAACUACAGUAGCUGUAGCUGGUACCCCACAGAGUCUUUCUCUGAAUGUGAACUCUACAUGCUUAGCACCUGGUUUGAAAUAGUGGAAGAGCUGUGAGCCUUCUGUUAUCAUCCCAAUUCUAACAGCAAUUAAGAACCAGUCCAGUGUAUCACCCACCUUACACCUAAACAUGGUGCCAGACUCUUGUUUUUGUUGGCACAGUAUUGAAAUUGGAUUGUGAACGGGUCAUCUUUUGCAGCUGUGGUAAACUAUGGCAGAUUCUUGCUUUUAUCUAAGGACAAUGAAAAAUUUUAAAUUAGCCUUGAAAAUUGAAAAAAACUAAAACCAAAACCUAAACAAUAAGCAUACCCUGUUAUUCUUUGUUUCUGUAAGAAACACUUUGAAUAAGAAUUAUCUUUCUUACCACUAUUGAGAAGAUAAAGGAAUUCAACAUUGUGGAAAUUAAAUAGGGUCAUAGUUAACAAAAUCUUUCUGGAACAUCCCGUAAUAGCAAAGUAAGCCUUCUUUUUGAAAAUGUACCAAUUUCUGACAGGCUCUACAGACAGCCGGACUGCAUAGUCACCGGGAAGCACCAAACAGGGUUUUCACCUCCUGUUUCCACUGUAGGUGGAAAGGCCAUUGAAGUUUCUGGAAUACUGCUCCUUUAGUUACUGUCUUAGUUAGGUUCCUAUUGCUAUGAUACAGCACCAGGACCAAA